CUUCCGGUCGGCUGAAGGCAGGGGUCCCGAGAGUGGUUGCUGCGGCGGCGGCGGUCGGGAUGGGGAAGUCGGAUUUUCUCACCCCUAAGGCCAUCGCCAACAGGAUCAAGUCCAAGGGGCUUCAGAAGCUGCGCUGGUAUUGCCAGAUGUGCCAGAAGCAGUGCCGGGACGAGAAUGGCUUUAAGUGUCACUGUAUGUCCGAAUCUCAUCAGAGACAACUAUUGCUGGCUUCAGAAAACCCGCAGCAGUUCAUGGAUUACUUUUCUGAGGAAUUCCGAAAUGACUUCCUAGAACUUCUCAGGAGACGCUUUGGCACCAAGAGGGUUCACAACAAUAUCGUUUACAACGAGUACAUCAGCCACCGAGAGCACAUCCACAUGAACGCCACGCAGUGGGAGACACUGACCGAUUUCACUAAGUGGCUGGGCAGAGAAGGCUUGUGCAAAGUGGACGAGACCCCAAAAGGCUGGUAUAUUCAGUAUAUAGACAGGGACCCUGAGACAAUCCGCCGGCAACUGGAACUAGAGAAGAAGAAGAAGCAGGACCUCGACGACGAAGAAAAAACCGCCAAAUUUAUUCAAGAACAAGUGAGAAGAGGCCUGGAAGGGAAAGAGCAGGAAACUCCUGUGUUUACGGAAUUAAGCAGAGAAAAUGAUGAAGAAAAAGUCACAUUUAAUUUGAAUAAAGGAGCAUGUAGUUCAGGAGCAGCAUCUUCCAAAUCAAGUUCUUUGGGACCAAGUGCCCUGAAGACGAUAGGGAACGCAGCGUCAGUGAAGCGGAAGGACUCUUCCCAGAGCUCAGCUCAGUCCAAAGAGAAGAAGAAGAAGAAGUCUGCACUUGAUGAAAUCAUGGAGAUUGAAGAGGAGAAGAAAAGAGCUUCCCGAACAGAUUACUGGCUCCAGCCUGAAAUUAUAGUGAAAAUUAUCACCAAAAAACUUGGAGAGAAAUAUCAUAAGAAAAAGGGGAUUGUGAAGGAAGUAAUUGACAAAUACACAGCCGUCGUGAAGAUGAUUGACUCUGGAGACAAGCUGAAACUUGACCAGACUCAUUUAGAAACAGUCAUUCCAGCACCAGGAAAAAGAAUUCUUGUUUUAAACGGAGGCUACAGAGGAAAUGAAGGUACCCUAGAAUCCAUCAAUGAGAAGACUUUUUCAGCUACUAUAGUCAUUGAAACCGUAAGUAUGUUUACACAAAGACAGAAAUUUCAAAAUGCUUUUAAAAUGUGCCGUGGUGUUUUUUCAUUGGAUUGGUAUUUUAAGAAUUUUCUGUUUGCCUUUUGUCCUGUUUGGAAAUCUAUAAGCUUAUUUUCUCUAAUGACUGACAUUACUAAAGCAUUUUAUUUUCUGAUUACAAAAGAAAUUCUGUGUGUGUCUGAAUCUGUUCAGGCUGCUGUAACAAAAUACCAUAGACUGGGGUGGCUUUAGAAACAGAAGAAGUUUAUUUCGCACAGUUCUGGAGGCUGGAAGUCCAAGAUCAAGGCCCAGACAGCUUUGGUGUCUGCUGAGGGCCUGUUUCCUGGUUCACGUGUCCUCACGUGGUGGAAGGGGCAAAGGAGUUCUAGUGUUUGCGGGAGUAAUCGACUUCCUGAAGAGUCUGAUGACAGUCUGGGCUCUCUCCAAGGAAUUGCAUGUCAACUGCCACAUUUUAUGUGUUCUCUUUAAGGUCCCCUACGGCCACCUAUGAACUGGCUCGAGAAUGUUGUCUCAGGAAAGCUUUCUAGAAAAACUAUUUAGGUCCUUAUUUGAAAGAAAUCACUUUUCAGUAAAUUAAGCAUUUUUUUUGCUGUCCCUGAAAAUACUAACCUAAUCACCAACUAACAUAACUCUAAGGGGAAAAAAAGCAACAGGGUAUGUCACCUGUCAGUAGGAAAUUUAUUUAUCUGACUAAAUGAGCAGAUUGAAGUUUUUUUUUUUUCUGAUUCAAUCAGCAUAAGAUCGUGGAAACGCUCACAUUUCCUUGGCAGGGUGAAUCUCCUCCACUUUUUAAUUUCACUAUACAAUGCAACUUAGACCUUGCUUCUCGUUUUCAUCUAAGGGAAACAGUGACUCAGUGCUGUUGAGGAUCUCCUAGGUUCCAUCCACACCUUUGGUUUCCAGGCUGUAUGAGUCUCGAGAGCCUCACUGUGAACCCUCAGCUCCGUCCUCCCCUCUAAUGCUUUUGUUACUCUCCAAGCUGGCCUGAGACAGAACCUCGGCAGGGAUCUGCACGGAAAGUCUUUCUGGCUGAUUGCAAAGCAGCGUGUGCUCUUGGGAGAGGAAACCCACAUGCAAAUGUUUGGUUUUUUCUUUCUCUUUUGCAGCCAGCCUCUGUUGAAGGAGGCCUAUUGUCGGUCAGCCUGUCUCUACGUGCCCGUGUUUUUUCCAAGUCAGUGCCCUAAAAAACAUGAACUUUUCCAGUGGUUCCUCCUAUUUUUGAUAUUUCUGGCCUCUUAAAUUUUAGUAUCAGUAUCAUAAUAUUUGAAAUUUACACAUUUAUUAAGCAGAUUUUUUUAAAAUAGCUCACACAAUUGUUCAAAACCAGCCCCAGCUUUUUAGCUACUUGCCUAAUUAAUCCACGUGUGGUUACCUGCUUUAUCCCCUGCCUGGCCUUCUUAUCACAGAAAUGUAAUUGACCUUCGACCUUUAAACUUGAUAAUGAAGGAGUCAAUCUGAGUCAUGCUUUAUCAUUGCAUAUUAAAAGAAAUACAUUUUAAAAGGAAUUUUUAAAGGAAGGUAUGAUUCUCGGUAAAAAAAUGUUAAAAAUCUCAGCCCAGGGUAGAGUUAUCUUCAUCUUUUUAUGUUUUGCAGUGGAGAGGACCGGCUUUUAAAUUUUAACCAAACAGUAAUAAGAGUUGAGAAUUAUUGAGCUUAUGUUCAUAGUAUGUUCCAGGUAUCAUUCGCAACACUUUAUAUGUGCUGACUCAUUUCCCAACAACCCAGUAAUGCAGGUACUGUUGUCCUUUCCCUUUAGGAGAUAAUGGGUCACUGAGGGGUUACGUCAUCUGCUAAGGGUGGGGUGUGAACUUGGGCGGUCUGGGUCCAGAGCCCAUAUUCUUAGCCUUUGUGUUCCCAGGUUGGAUCAGCUUUUAUGACAGGUAUCAUCUUUCAUUAAUCCGGUUUUCUUUCCGCUUUCCCUUUUUGUUGGAAAUGAAGGGAAGAAGAAAAUAUAUUUCAGGUUAGACUCAUUUUCUGUAAUAAGACCAGCCUGUCACAGCUAAACUAGAUGAGUAUAUUUGAGUAUGAGAAUUUGUGUUGCUUAAAAUAAUGGUAUUUGCUAUUAAAAAAAAACAUGGCACAAACAUGAUAGAAAUUGACUUCAAAUUUCGAAAUCCAAAAUGGGUGUUCUUGAUCAGCGAACGGCUCUUUUCUUAGAGGUGAUUUGUGAGCCCAGGGUCCUUCUGUGUCUCUACCACCUUCGCGCGGGGCUUUGACAGCUUCCACGUCCAUGUGCUCAGACAGGCCACGGGGAGCGUGACGGUUGUGCGUGGAGGGGAGUGUGGCCUGGGCCUGGAGGUGGCCCACAUCCCUUCUGUUCCCUUCCAUGGGCUGGAGCUGCAUCUUACGGCCACGCCUGAGCACGGGGUGGGCCAGCAAGUGUGCCUUUAUCCAGGCAGCAGAAGAGAUGCGGAGCGGCUAGCAGGUCUCAGCCACAGGUCUAGUGAUAACACAAGUCACAGAGCAAUGAAGAAACUGGCCAGUUCUUGAUGAGGGUACUAUAGAGUAUUUUUAAAAUUCACAGAUGUGUAAAGCUGUCCGCUUCCUUCAUGGUAUCUUAGGAAUGUGGAAAAGGCAAAUUGUAUCCAGAAGUGUAUGUCCUUUUCUUAUCUUCUGAGUACAUGUGUGUUUUUAACCUCUUCUUCAAUUAUUUUCAUUUGUAGGGCCCUUUAAAAGGACGCAGAGUUGAAGGAAUUCAAUAUGAAGAUAUUUCUAAACUUGCCUGAGUUUGAAAAUUUGUUAACAACACAUUAAAAUCUUAAAGCAUCAAAUUGGUGUUCACCAAGGCAUUACAAAACUCUACUGUGUUAGGGUAUUUCUUUUGUAUAAAACAAAUGGAUUUAUUUAAAUAUAACUGUAUAGUUGUUUAGCUGAACUUUAUAGAAAAAUCUAAUUAUGUCUUGUGAAAUAUCAAAAUUAUGUAAUUGUCUUUGUUAUUUUUGUUUCCUUUGUAAUUUUUCCUUGAUGAUUUUUUAUCUUCAUUAAAAGAACAUUAUUGUA
This is a messenger RNA of Hippopotamus amphibius kiboko, 4193 nucleotides long. RefSeq names its product Kin17 DNA and RNA binding protein (gene KIN). Gene Ontology annotation, molecular function: double-stranded DNA binding. Lineage: Eukaryota; Metazoa; Chordata; Mammalia; Artiodactyla; Hippopotamidae. Gene Ontology annotation, cellular component: nucleus. The transcript is spliced from 12 exons. Bases 60 to 1424 code for a protein of 454 amino acids. Gene Ontology annotation, biological process: DNA damage response; DNA replication. The record is from RefSeq and is a predicted model, not a curated record.